AUGGCGACCGAAGAAGGCAUCAUGCCUGUGGCAGUCAAGCCGAGAGCCUACCAGCAAGAAAUGCUGGCUGAGAGUCUGCGCCAAAACACCAUUGUCGCAAUGGACACUGGCAGUGGGAAGACACAGAUUGCUAUUCUUCGAAUCCAGGAAGAGCUUGCACGCUGUGCACCAGAAAAGAAUAUCGCUGACGGAAUCACGAACCUAGCCCAUAGAUGCGUUGGCGCCAGCCCAUUUAAUGGCAUAAUGCGUUUAUACCAUCAUGCCCGCUUAUCAAGCGACGAGUCUGUGCUACCGGCUAUUCUGGGGUUGACUGCGACUCCUGCUACACGAGCUACUGCUGAAGCAGUGAAACAAAACAUGGAGGAGCCUACAAAAACCUUGCAAUGUCUCAGCACUCUACUAGACCUUACGUUACAAGACAUCGAGAGCGAUCCUUACAUCAAGUCAUUACGAGCGAGCAAGGACAAUAAAAGUCAAGAAACGCUCAUCAAGACUCUUGAGAGUGGCAAAACUUUCACGAGAAAGGAGCUGAAAUCGCUUUCUCAGCGUGGAGACGUUAUUCACGAGCAACUCGGAGCUUGGGCAGCCGACGUGUUCGUAGGCACAUGCGCCGAGAGGUUCAUUGAAGAAGUGACUCGAAGAUCCAAGAACGACAUUUUCCGCCAUUUCGAGGACGCAGAAAAGACGUAUAUGAUGCAGUACCUCUCAAUGCUUCCGGACACUGUCGAGCAAAGACGCUGGGGAAGCCAGCCGGACAGUAUUUCGGAGAAAGCGGGAUUGCUGCUCAACACCAUUGCAGAGUCUUACAACCCGGGAUACCGGAUUAUAGUGUUCGCUGAGCAACGUGCCACGGUAAUCAUGCUAGCCCAUCUUUUGUCGACCCACCCGCUGAUGGAAGGGAUCGUGACGAAAUACUUUCUUGGAAACUCAAACUAUACUAGCCGAAAGUCAAACAUCACCGAGCUCUCCUCCCUCAAGGAUCAAAAAGAUGUCUUGAACGACUUGCGUGUUGGAAAAACCAACAUACUGAUUUCCACCUCGGUUCUAGAAGAAGGAAUCGAUGUACCAGCCUGCAAUGUGGUAAUCUGUUUUGACCCUCCGAAAGAUUUGAGGUCAUUCGUUCAGAGAAGAGGGCGAGCCCGAGAUCGCCAGUCCGAACUCGUCGUAUUUAUUGACGGCGAUGACGAUGACAGUAUGGCCAAAUGGGCAUCAAUGGAGCAACAGCUGAAGGCCUUAUACGCGGACAACAUGAGGGUUCUGGAAGAAAUCAAAGCCCUCGAGGACUUUGAGGAAGAGAGUGCUGAAUUUUUCCGGGUACCCGAAACUGAGGCCGUUUUGAAUCACGAAAAUGCAUGCCAAUAUCUAGUGUAUUUCUGCUCAACAAUGUCAUAUGCUUUCACUGACAAUAAGCCCGAUUAUAUCAUUGAACGAUGUGAUCUAGCCUCUCAGAUCGUUAAAGUCACGGCCAAGGUUGUUCUGCCGAGUUUAUUAGAUCCAUCUCUGCGCGUUGCCCAUUCGAAAUCUAAAUGGAGAACCGAGAAAGCGGCUAAAAGAGACGCUGCUUUCCAGGCUUACUUGGCUCUCUAUACAGCAGGACUGGUAGAUGACCAUCUCAUGCCUAGUCACCGGAAGAAAUAUUCAGACCCGGAGAUAACAAUCCAAGAGAAACAGGUGAAACUUACCCGGGUCUCGGAAUGCUGGAGUCCCUGGCACAAUAUAGCUCAGCUGCGGAAAAGCGGUCUGGAGCUCAUCCAGACACGAGUGUGUUUCGAAGCAAAUCCGUUAGGAGUGCCUGACAUGCUUUUGCUUCUACCGAGUCGUAUCCCAUGCGAUUGGUCCUUUGAACUCUUUUGGAACCAGGACGUCACGUUGCGAGCAAGGAUUUGCAACGAUCGCAGUAUCACACCGCAUGUGAACUCCGAGCAAGCGGCACGUUUCACUCACCAGGUGUUGUAUUGCACCUACGAGGGUAGAAUGGCCUCACCGGAGGCGGAUUUUCUUACAUUAUUUUGGCCUGCAGAGGCUAUCGACGUGGCUACUGAGGAAUGGCUUCUCUCAACCGAGGGGAAGUAUGAUGGCACAACUAUUCAAGCAGACCAGAUUACGACAGAACAGUUACAAGAGAUUGGCAUGGCUCGCACCACAGACCAGAAUGCCCGACCGUUUUUCAUUGAGCAGAUUGUCAACUUGCCUGUAGAGGAUGCUGUGAUGCAGGAAACAGAAACAGACGAGCAGCCUACGGCAGCUGUCAGAUUAGAGACACAUCUCAAGGGAACUACGCUUCCCAAGCGUGCGGAUUUUCUUCAUCCAAUCGCGCAGUCGGAACAAUUACCAUUGGCACAUACGGCCCAGCAGUGCUUUCCAGCGCAUUUGUGUCGUAUAGACCGACUUCCUGCAAGAUUUGCAAAAUUUGCCCUAUUCAUCCCUUCAAUAACGCACAAUAUCGAAGUCCUCUUCGUGGCAGAGAGAUUAGCGAAGACCGUACUGUCGAGGGUGCAGUUCUCGGAUCUAGCACAUGUUUUGACCGCUAUUAGCACCUCUGUGGCAAAGGAAGCAACAGACUAUCAACGAUAUGAAUUCCUUGGCGACAGUCUCUUGAAGUUAAUCACGUCUAUUCAUUUGGUUGCGAACAACCCACUUUGGCACGAAGGGAUGCUGUCGGCUGCGAAAGACGGCAUCGUUUCUAACGAGCGCCUAGCACGAACCGCACGAGAACUAGGCUUAGAUCAGUUCAUCCUAACUAAGCCGUUUACUGGACGUAAAUGGAGGCCCUAUUACGCCUCUCAGUUCGCCAAGGCGGAAGACAACGAGUCGCUGGAGGAAACGCGUGAGCUUUCAUCCAAGACGUUGGCUGACGUUGUAGAAUCCCUGAUGGGGGCAGCGUUUCUUGAUGGUGGCUACGAGAAAUUAGAAGCAUGUGCCAAAGUGUUUAUGCCUGAGAAGCUUUGGAAUUCUAUGGACGUUGACGUCCAGAAAAUGUACGCAGAAGCUGUGCUCUCCGAAAAGGCAGCAUCCCACCCUAAAUUGGCCCAGAUAGAGGAAAUGCUCGGGUAUAAGUUCAACAAGCCUAGUCUUUUGUUUGAAGCGUUGACUCACCCCUGUUCCAAUGACGGGUCACCGACUUACCAGCGACUGGAAUUCUUGGGAGACUCGCUGCUUGACCAUCUCGUGGUUCAGGAAGUUUUCCACCAGCCAAAGCAGCUUUCCCACCAGAACAUGCACUUGAUGCGAACAGCGGUGGUGAACGCCCACUUCCUUGGCUUCCUAUGCCAGAGUCUCUAUAUCACAGAGAUGCGUGAAGAAGCGGCAGAAGCCGGACAGGCGCACCUCUCAACCGUUCAGACAGAGCAUAAGAUAUACCUCUGGCAAAUGAUGCGGCACGGAGCAUCAUGGGAAAUCGUCAAUGCUCAACAAGAGACGCAAAACCGGUAUGAAAAGUGGGGUGCAGAAGUCCACAAUGCACUCAAACACUCGCGCAACUACCCCUGGGCAGAGCUGUUUCGCAUUAAUGCCAGCAAAUUCUUCUCUGACAUCAUCGAGAGCAUCCUGUGCGCGAUAUUUGUUGACUCACAGGGCUCGUUGGAUGCUGGUCGCAAUUUUAUAGAGCGCAUUGGCCUGCUUCCGUAUCUGCGCCGAAUCAUUCAUGAGAAGGUGGAAAUCCUGCAUCCUUUCAGCCAAGUGCGCGAGGCGGCGAGGUCGGAGAAGGUGGAUAUUCGCACCGAGGAGAAGAAGAAGAAGAAGAAUAUGGCAUCCAGUGAUGAUUCUGGAACAGAGCAGUUGGACUCGGUGUACAUCUGCACUGUGCUGGUGGGCAAUGAAGAGAUUGUCCAGCUUGCUGACGGCGUUAAUAAAGCCGAGGUCGAGACGAGAGCGGCCGCCUUGGCGGCUGAUAUUCUCAGGGCGCGAAUGCAUUCACCAAAGCGGUAG
Talaromyces atroroseus is the source of this 3927-nucleotide messenger RNA. RefSeq lists its product as hypothetical. The record is from RefSeq and is a predicted model, not a curated record. The transcript is spliced from 6 exons. Lineage: Eukaryota; Fungi; Ascomycota; Eurotiomycetes; Eurotiales; Trichocomaceae. Gene Ontology annotation, biological process: siRNA processing. Bases 1 to 3927 code for a protein of 1308 amino acids. Gene Ontology annotation, cellular component: nucleus; cytoplasm; RISC complex. Gene Ontology annotation, molecular function: ribonuclease III activity; RNA binding.